UAUCUUGGAUAUUGAUUAAGCUGAGUUACUGUACAAAGAAGCUUUUUUUUUAAUUCUACUUGGAAUCAAACAUCAAAAGCGAGAAACUUUUAGAUGUCCCGCCUUUGGAUUAGAGUUUUUUCAGCUGUUUCUAGCUUUUGUCUCUCUCUCUCUCUCUCUCACGUAUCAGUUGCGUUGAGAACUGAAGGACCUAAGGAUCUUUAUGAGGUGAUCUUUAGCUUAGAGCUGUUUGGUUUGAUCUCUUGGGAUAUUGAUAAAGCAGAGUGACUGUACAAAGGUGGUUUUUUACACUAUUUACUUGGAAUCUAACAUCAAAAGUGAGAAAUUUUCAAUGUCUCUCAUUUGGAUUAGAGCCUCUUUUCAGCUGUGUUUCUAGCUCUGUGUCUCUCACACAUCGCUAGAGCGCUUAAGCUGAGUUCUAUUCUUCAGUUGCUUUGUGGACCUAGAGCACCUAACUUAAAGCUUAAUUCUUGCUGAAGGCUCAUUAAGGCCUUUGACAAUCGUUUUCUUCAAGUACAAUACUUGGUUUCUUAUUAUUGCCUAUUGGUUUGUCAUGUAAAAAAACCUCUUUGCUUUCCCAAGGGUUUUGAAAUGAUUAGCUAGAAGAUUAAGGGCACUCUGACCUUACUUUAGAUUAUAAUAACUAUACACUUUGAGGCCCUUAAUGCGACUGAUUAGGUGAAGUCAUUACUAUGUUCCUUUAGUGCUUCUUCCACUACUUUCUAUGUGGAUUUUCUUUGAUCCUCCGGACAUUUCAAUUGCUAUAAAUCUCAGGCUCCACAAUGAGUAUAUGCAUAUACAAUCUUCUUCAAGAAUGGAUACCUACGUUUUAUCUCGCCUUCUCGUCCUAGUUCUCUGCAUCUACAGCCUUAAAACCGCGGUCCAUGGAGCUGGAGAAUGCGGGAGGAACCCUCCGGAUAGAGAAGCCAUAAAGCUGGCUCCUUGCGCAAUGGCUGCACAAGACAAGUCUGCUAAAGUGUCGGCAACUUGCUGUGUUCGAAUUAGACAAAUGGGGAAGAACCCCAAAUGUCUUUGCGCUGUCAUGCUCUCCUCUACGGCUAGAAACUCUGGAGCAAAGCCAGAGAUCUCAAUGACCAUUCCUAAACGCUGCAACAUCGCUGAUCGCCCCAUCGGUUACAAAUGUGGAGCUUAUUCUCUGCCUUGAUGUAGCCGACAGAGAGCAAUAAACAUACUUUGAAACCAGUCUAAAAUCAUGUGUAUUACUUGGUUUCAGUAAUAAAAUUUGAUCAAACACGAUUGUUGGUCAUGAAAAUAUAACUUGUUACUAA
Messenger RNA from Brassica rapa (field mustard), 1289 nucleotides. RefSeq lists its product as uncharacterized. NCBI's taxonomy places the organism in Eukaryota, Viridiplantae, Streptophyta, Magnoliopsida, Brassicales, Brassicaceae. The record is from RefSeq and is a predicted model, not a curated record. Gene Ontology annotation, molecular function: fatty acid binding. Gene Ontology annotation, biological process: systemic acquired resistance.